UCUCGAUAUAAGUAUUCGUCAGUAACCCAGCAUGCUCAUUUCACAUAUAUCACACGAUUUCUUUCCUCUACCUGGACAUUUCUCAUGUCCUUCACACUCAAAAACGACACCUUAGCGCAAGCCUACCUUCACAAGGUCCAAGGUCAUCCUGGUGUCUAUUGUAUCGCUUUAAACCGACCAAGGUCCAGGAAUGCCAUAUCAGUACAGCUGCUCAAGGAUAUCCAAACUUCGUUAGAACUAGCCAUAAACGAAAAAGGGCUUAAUGUGUUGAUAUUCUACUCAUCAACUUCUGGUUCAUUUUGCUCUGGAGCUGAUCUGAAAGAGAGACGUACGAUGACGGAAGCACAAGUCCGCGAAUUUCUCGCAAACAUCCGCAAUGUCUUUAACCACAUAGACGACCUGCCGUUUCCCACUAUCGCUGCUAUCGACGGUCCUGCAAUGGGCGGAGGGCUUGAGUUGGCACUGGCAUGCGAUUUCCGGAUCGCGGCAAGUGAAGUCGACAAGAUAAGUUUUCCUGAAGUUCGGCUCGGGAUUAUUCCUGGCGCAGGGGGGACUCAGCGUGCACCACGACUGAUCGGCAUGACAAAGGCUAAAGAACUGAUAUUUACGGGAAAAGAAUUGGUGGCGCACGAAGCUCUUGACCUUGGUGAUUCUCAUUCCUUCCUUGCUGCCUCAUCUUGCUCGAUGAAUUCUCCCCUUUAGGCUUAGUCGACUACGUAGCUUCGCCUGGAUCAACAGCAUUCCAGCGUGCUCUACAACUCGCAGACGAAAUGGCGCUGAGUGCACCACUCGCUUUGCGAGCAGCGAAGGCCGCGUUAUCUAGGUCCCUCGAUACACCCCUUGAUAUCGCGCUGGAUUAUGAACUGGCCUGCUAUGAACCUCUUUUAAAGACGAAGGACCGUGUGGAGGCCUUAGUCGCGUUCCGGGAGAAGAGAACACCAGUUUUCAUAGGAGAAUGAGCAUGAUCCUGCCUCACCCUAUCAUCUACAUCUUUUUGUUUUCUGUAUUGCGUCGGAGAUUACAUUAUUUACUUGAUGACACACCAGAUGUAGAAUGAAACGGUGCGGACGCGGGACAUGGCCUUGGUAGACUAUUGGGCCUUACGGGUGUUUCGUGAUUUACACGCAGUACCUUUUCUGAAAAUUUCGCCCACUGCUACUUGUAUUAAACAAGUAGUUAAGUACCAGUGGUAGUAGACCGCCACGUCCGAUAGAUAGAUAGAUUCUACACAUGUACAGACCGACAGUCGGAGAAGCGGGUAAUCUUUCUGCAUCUGAGUCUUAUCAGAUCAAUGCAAUUAUCAGA
This is a messenger RNA of Marasmius oreades (fairy-ring Marasmius), 1305 nucleotides long. RefSeq lists its product as uncharacterized. Lineage: Eukaryota; Fungi; Basidiomycota; Agaricomycetes; Agaricales; Marasmiaceae. Gene Ontology annotation, biological process: fatty acid beta-oxidation. Gene Ontology annotation, molecular function: enoyl-CoA hydratase activity. Gene Ontology annotation, cellular component: mitochondrion. The transcript is spliced from 5 exons. The coding region runs from base 85 to 702 and encodes 205 amino acids. The record is from RefSeq and is a predicted model, not a curated record.